ACUGUUGCCGGCGGAACAGGCGCUGCCCGUGAGGUCCAUUACCCGGCAUGGCUGCGCACACCAACAACUUCAUCCGCGUGCGCUUGCACUUCGACUACCCCUCGCCGGCCGUGGUCGACUCCCGCAGGUGCUGGCUGCUCGUGGACCUGAGCGCGUGCCGCGUGGUGGCGGACCUGGAGAGCGUCAUCCGGGAGAAGUUCGAGUUCGGCCGCGGCAGCAUCCUCAGCCUGUUCGUGGAGGACUGCUACCUGCCGCACACGGAGAGCGCGCUCGUGGUGCGGGACAACGACAGCGUCAGGGUGAAGGUGGACUGUCGGGACCAGCCCAACGCACUCGGCUGUGAAGAUGCUCCCGCUGAAAGCUGCAGGAAGAGAGCGAGACCCGCGGAGGAGAGCGGGCCGGGAAUGAGCAAGAAGAAGAAGAAGAAGAUGAGGGCUGAGGAGAGCGUGGAGACCGGGCAGGCUUCAGGUGACGAGAGGAGCGAGACGACGCAACAAAAGAAGAAGAAGAAGAGGGCUGAGGAGAGCGUAGAGACCGGGCAGGCUUCAGGUGACGAGAGGAGCGAGACGACGCAACAAAAGAAGAAGAAGAAGAGGGCUGAGGAGAGCGUGGAGACCGGGCAGGCUUCAGGUGACGAGAGGAGCGAGACGACGCAACAAAAGAAGAAGAAGAAGAGGGCUGAGGAGAGCGUGGAGACCGGGCAGGCUUCAGGUGACGAGAGGAGCGAGACGACGCAACAAAGGAAGAAGAAGAAGAGGGCUGAGGAGAGCGUGGAGACCGGGCAGGCUUCAGGUGACGAGAGGAGCGAGACGACGCAACAAAAGAAGAAGAAGAAGAGGGCUGAGGAGAGCGUGGAGACCGGGCAGGCUUCAGGUGACGAGAGGAGCGAGACGACGCAACAAAAGAAGAAGAAGAAAAAGAAACGAAAGAAGGAGGAGGAGCCCGCUGCCCCCAAAGCAGCUGCUUCUCCCAAAAAACCAACUGUGAAAAUCCCCCAGAAGCCCCCGGUGCUGAAGUCGAAACCCCAGAAGGCUCCGUCUUCAGAUUCCAGUAGCGAGGAAGACGAAGCCCCCAAAAGGCCGGCUGCCCAGAAGCCAGCACCCACAAUGCCCUCCUCCAAGGCUCCGCCCACCUCCAAACCCACCCAGACAAAGACCCGCCCUCCUCCUUCGCCGUCCUCCUCGGAAACCUCCGGCGACGAGGCCGCGGUGGUGAAAACCAUGGCGCCCGGAGGAGGAGCGAGCGCCCCCGACCUCAAGUCUGCAAAGGGCAGCUCGCAGAGGCGAGCGGCGAGCUGCGCCGCUGCAGCCCCGCCUGGCCGCCAGUCUGAGUUGUCGGACAGCGAGGAAGAGAUCAGGCUGGUCAUCCGCCGGCCGGCACAGCCGCCGGGACUCGUGGCGGGCGGCGGAGGCGGAGGCUCGCUACCUUGGAGGGGUCGCGGCCGAGGCCAGGGCGGGCGCGGUGGGCGUGGAGAGGAUAUGGGACGGGGGGCCGGCAGGGGGGGCGUCAGAGGGCGUGGCGUUGGCAGUGGCUUCAACUCCGACCGAGCCGUGGAGCCGUCCUGCCGGACCGAUAAGCUGACCAACAUGUCCGUGGUCCUGCAGAACGGAGCAGCAGACGCCCCUCCACGGGACUACAGCGCCAUGCCGCUGCUCGCCGCCCCCCCGCAGGUCGGGCAGAAGAUUGCCUUCAAGUUACUGGAGCUCACUGAGAACUACACCCCGGAGGUAUCGGAGUACAAGGAGGGGAAGAUCGUGAGCUUUGACCUCACCACCAAGCAGAUUGAGCUACUGGUGCUCAACAACUCUCGGGCUCCGGUAGAACCCGGCAAGUUCGAUCUGGUCUACCAGAACGCGGACGGCUCGGAGAGCGUGGAGUACGCCGUGUCCAGAGGCUCUCGGGUGACGGAGCGCUGGGACUCCCUGCUGGAGCCGAGGCUGGUCCUUUAACAUGGGAACGGGACCAGACCCUCGUCCACUCAUUCUCCAGCGUUACACCAGGGAGUCGCUCCUGUACGUCGCAUAGGGGAUGUGAUUGUGGUCGUUUAUGUCUCUUCUCCGCCCUCCAAAAUAAAUCAUCACUUUACAGCUGAAAGUAUUGACACAUGUUGUAAUAGUUGCAUUUUAAUUGGGGCUGGAUGUUUUUUUUUUAUGUCAGUUGAAUGUGUGAGUGCCUAAAGGACUCAGACAUAGUGGUUUUAUGUUCUGUAAAAGGAUGUGACUGAUAUCAGUCUUGUAUAAAAAAAAUUUUUCCCUCAUAAAACACUUACGAUGCAAACUGUUAACUAAUUUCUGCCAGGAAAAGGAAAAAAAUAUUUUAGGAUUGCAAGAACUAGAAAAUAGUGAAAUGAGUUUGACCUCAAACUAUAUUGAGUUAAAAUGUAAAACUAUCAUAUUAACUUCCUGUGUACCUUGGCAGACAUUAAAUCAAACGUAAACUUUAUAAUGUGAGAUUUCAACGCAGAAUAUUUUGUAUUUUUCUUAAUAAAUGUUUCUUUUUGGAGCUGUUGCACCACCA
Molecule: messenger RNA, 2517 nt
Organism: Pseudoliparis swirei
Lineage: Eukaryota; Metazoa; Chordata; Actinopteri; Perciformes; Liparidae
Gene: coil
Product: coilin p80
Exons: 8
Coding region: 48-1949 (633 amino acids)
Biological process (GO): spliceosomal snRNP assembly
Cellular component (GO): Cajal body
Molecular function (GO): U2 snRNA binding; U1 snRNA binding
Source: RefSeq, a predicted model, not a curated record